AUGCUGUUCAAGUCGCUCGUCGCGGCCUUUGGCCUUCAACUCGCCGUUGAAGUCGUCGCAAGCCCUCUCUUGCGCGACAAGGUCCCAGCCAAGCGUGAUGUUCCAUCUACCCACAGGCUUCAUGAACGCCACCCGCCCCGCACGGCAAACCACUGGACGAAACGGGAGAGAUUGUCCCGAAAGACUGUUUUGCCCAUGCGCAUUGGCUUGAAGCAGCGGAAUAUCGAUGCCGGACAUGCCAGGCUCAUGGAUAUCUCUAACCCGAGAUCUCCCAACUAUGGCAAACACAUGACGGUCGAGGAAGUGACCGACUUCUUUGCUCCGGCACAGUCUAGCGUGGACGCCGUGAUUGAAUGGCUUGUCUCUUCCGGCAUUGAUCGCAAGCGCAUCGGCCAAUCGGCAAACAAACAGUGGAUUCAGUUUGAUGCCCCGGCUGAAGAGGCCGAAGACCUCCUGGUGACCGACUUUUACUACUGGGAGGACAGCACCGGCUCACACAGGGACAUUGCGUGUGAACAGUACCAUCUGCCAGCCCAUAUCCAAGAGCACGUCGACUAUGCGACUCCUGGCAUCCGGUUGCGCGCAAACAAUGUCAUGAAGCGCGAUGCCGAGAAGCGCAAUGUCAACAAGCGUGCGGUGACGAACGUCCCAGGCCUUCGCGAGGGCCCUCACUUUACCAACAAUGUCGCCUACAUCAAUGCCGUGAACGAUGUCCCAGGAGUCAAUUCCACCUCUUGCAGCAGCUUCAUUACCGCCGAUUGCGUCAGAGUUCAGUAUGGUGUUCCCAAUGGCACGACAGCCGCCGACGGCAAUGAGCUCGGAAUCUUUGAAGACUUGAACGACCAUUACAGCACAGCUGAUCUUGACGCAUUCCUCGCGGCCGUUUACCCCGAUCUCGAUAUCCCUGCCGGGACGUAUCCUGAGAACCGCUUGGUCGACGGUGCCAUUGGAUCUUACGAAGACAUCGUGGCCACUAUCGGCACCCAGUUUGGUGGUCUUGGACUUGAGUCUUCGUUGGACUUCCAGUCAGCCAUCCCCCUCAUCUGGCCCCAGAAGACGGUCUUGUUCCAGACAAACGACGAGUACUACGAGAUUGUGGGAACCGAAGGAUUCUUCAACACUUUCCUCGAUGCUAUUGACGGUAGCUACUGCAGCUUCACCGACUACGGCGAGACUGGAGAUUGCACUGAUCCUUCAUGCGCCGACCCUGUUUACCCCAACCCCAACUUUGACGCCCCCAUUGGAUACCAAGGAGAGAAGCAGUGCGGCGUGUUCAAGCCUACCAAUGUCAUCUCAGUCUCCUACAACGGCAUCGAGGAUCUUCUCCCCAACAACUAUCAGUACCGCCAGUGCGACGAGUACCUGAAGCUGGGCCUGCAGGGAGUCACCGUCGUCUUCUCCUCUGGUGACUACGGCGUCGGCACCCACCUGGGCUGUAUUGGCCCCAACUCGGAGCCCAACGUUGGAAUCAUCUUCACUCCUGGUUUCCCCCAGACGUGCCCAUACAUCCUCGCAGUCGGCGGCACUGAGCUCAGGCGGGCAGACCCCAGCGCGCCUCCAGUCGAGUGGGAAAUCCUCGAGGAGGUGGCCACGACUCAGUUCCCCAGCGGUGGAGGCUUCAGCAACAUUUUUGGCGUCGCCGAUUACCAGACGGACGCUGUCAACGGCUACUUUGACACAGUCGAGUCAUCUCUGCCGUUCAAGUCGUACAACCAGACCAUUGUUGACGGCAACUUUGACAACGUCACAGAUGUCAACCAGGUUUAUAACCGCGGUGGCCGUGGUUUCCCUGACGUGGCGGCCGUGGGAGAGAACCAGCUCAUUGUUUACGGCGGCCAGUUUGGCACCAUUGGCGGAACUUCGCUGUCGACGCCCGUCUGGGGAUCUCUGCUGACUCUCAUCAACGAGAAGCGCAUUGCUGCUGGCAAGAGCACUCUUGGAUUCGUCAACCCAGCUCUAUAUCAACACCCAGAGGCAUUCACCGACAUUACAGAGGGAAACAACAACGGCUGCAGCUCUCCUGAUCAGACAACUCUUUGGGGCUUCCCAGCUGCUGCUGGAUGGGAUCCGGUGACGGGUCUUGGAUCGCCAAACUUUGCCGCCCUGGAGUCGGUUCUGGUCGCUCUGUAA
Trichoderma aggressivum f. europaeum is the source of this 2130-nucleotide messenger RNA. RefSeq lists its product as uncharacterized. The record is from RefSeq and is a predicted model, not a curated record. Gene Ontology annotation, molecular function: tripeptidyl-peptidase activity; serine-type endopeptidase activity. NCBI's taxonomy places the organism in Eukaryota, Fungi, Ascomycota, Sordariomycetes, Hypocreales, Hypocreaceae. The coding region runs from base 1 to 2130 and encodes 709 amino acids. The transcript has 8 exons. Gene Ontology annotation, biological process: proteolysis.